Solanum dulcamara is the source of this 4205-nucleotide messenger RNA. Its product is annotated as zinc finger protein BRUTUS-like At1g74770. Gene Ontology annotation, molecular function: zinc ion binding; ubiquitin protein ligase activity. Lineage: Eukaryota; Viridiplantae; Streptophyta; Magnoliopsida; Solanales; Solanaceae. The transcript is spliced from 12 exons. Gene Ontology annotation, cellular component: nucleus. The record is from RefSeq and is a predicted model, not a curated record. Gene Ontology annotation, biological process: ubiquitin-dependent protein catabolic process; protein ubiquitination. The coding region runs from base 156 to 3902 and encodes 1248 amino acids.
UAUUUGAACUGAAAGAGGCACUGAAGAGGCCUCAACUGAAAGAAGGAAGAAGCCAAUCUCACCAUUAUAUGUCCAUUGACCUUCAAUGUUGAAGCUUCCCCUUUGGUCUCUGUUACCAUUGAUGAUUGGUGGUGUUUGUGGCGGUAGCGCUGCAAAUGGACGACGUAGGAAAAGUCGAAAAGGAUGUGGACAUAUUGGUGGAGUUGCCCUCUUCUUUAGCUGGUGUGAAAUUGGUUGACUCACCUAUUCUCUUUUUCGUUAUUUCUCAUAAGGCUAUUAUACUUGAGCUUGCCGACAUCCACCGUGUAGCUGUGGAGGCGUCGGAUACUGGCUUACAAGGCGUUGAAUUAGUUCGUGAUCUUAGCAGGCGGUUAGAGUUCCUGAAAAUUGUAUACAAGUACCAUUGCGCUGCUGAAGAUGAGGUCGUCUUUCUUGCACUUGAUGCACAAGUGAAGAAUGUAGUCUUCACAUAUUCUUUGGAGCAUAAAAGUAUAGAUGAUCUGUUCAGUUCCAUCUUCAAAUGCAUAGAUUGCUUACAAAAGGAAACGGAAGAGUUUGCCAAGUUGUUCAAUGGACUUACGUGUUACAUAGGUACCAUUGAGACUAUUAUCUCUCAACAUAUGCUGAAAGAAGAGGAACAGAUCUUCCCUUCGUUGAUGAAGCGAUUCUCUUCCAAAGAACAGGCUAGGCUUGUCUGGCAGUAUCUAUGUAGUGUUCCCCUUUUGUUACUGGAGGAUUUUUUGCCUUGGGUAAUAACUUCUCUUUCCUCCGUUGGAAAGACAGACUUUCUGAAUUUCAUUCAUGUAGUUUUACCUGAAGAGACACUUAUCCAAGAGGUGUUCAUCUCAUGGCUUGAUGAUAACGAGCCAUCUGCCAAAUCCAGCAUUGAACAUGGAAAAGGAGCUAAAUCUCAUUAUGGAAUAGCCAAUAUGAAGCACAUAUUAAAGCAGGGAACCAUGGUGGUUAAUUCCAGUAAAAUGAAGCUACCGGCAAAGAAGAACCCGAUUGAUGGUUUCUAUCUUUGGCAUGCUGCUAUCAGAAGAGAUCUGAAAGAAAUUCUGGAGGAACUACAUCAAUUAAGAAGCUCAUUUUGUUUAUCAACCUUAAUGUCAUUGGUAGUUCAGUUGAAGUUUUUUGCAGACAUUCUCAACUUCUACAGCAUUGCAGUGGAUCAAAUCUUUUAUCCGUUGGUAGAUGAACUUACCAGGAGUGAUCCAUCAACUUCUCAUGAACAAUUUAUUGAAGGAAGUCAAAUUGAGGAACUACAGAGAUUACUAUACUGCAAGCUGCAAGGUGGAAUACAGUUAAAUGUUCUCGUAGAAAUGCUUUGCCAGCAAGUAGAAUCAUUUGUUGGGAGGAUCAGCAAAAAGCUUCAUUUUCUAGAAACCGAGGUUGUUUCGAUCAUUAGAGAGAACUGCAGCCAUGAAUUGCAGCUCUGGUUAUUGUACAGAAGCCUGCAGAUGUUGCCUCUUGGGUUGCUAAAGUGCAUGAUUAUCUGGUUCUCAGCUCAUUUAUCAGAGGAUGAGUCCAAACUGAUCCUAAAUAAUGUAACGCUGGGAUCUCCCAUAGUUAACAGGUCCUUUGCUUCUCUCUUAUAUGAAUGGGUUCGUACGGGGUAUUCUGGCAAGAUUUCUCUUGAAAAAUUUAGAAAAGAUUUGGAAGAAAUGUUUAGUAGCAAAAGCUCCUUGCUGGAGAAGUCAUUUAAUAAUUCUGGAAGCUCUUUCUCACAAUCGGAUAUGCAAUCAUUUGAUAAAUCUAAUAUUGUGUUAUCGCAACCAGCUUCUGCCAUGACAUCAAACAAUACUGUAUCUCAUCACCCUUCUCCCCUUGGCAUCAUUAAGAAGUUCGAUACAUCUUAUUCGUAUGGGAUCAAUACACAAAUAUUUUACUCAGACUCACAGAAAAACUUAUCCUUCUUUCCUGGAACUUCUUCCAGAUCAAGCAAUGAUUUAAAAGUUCCAAUUCGUGAGUUUAUACCAAUAGACUUUGUCCAUUUCUUUCACAAAGCCCUGAAAAAUGAUAUGCAGGAUGUCGUAUCCCUGUCGGUUAAGCUGGCUGAAGAUGUUGAAAUUCUUGGUCAAUUUCACAGACGCUUCCAUCAUCUACACUUCCUAUUGAGGGUUCAUAGUAAUUCUGAGGAUGAAGUUGCCUUUCCUGCGUUGGAAUCAAGGGCAACACUCCAAAAUGUUAGCCAUUCCUACACCCUUGACCAUAAUUUGGAGGUAGAGAAUUUCAACAAGAUUUCUGUUAUCUUAAAUAAACUCAUUAGUUUGCAAGGUGAUGAGGUAGUUGAUGGUAAGCAGCUCAAGUAUAAAAGGCUUUGCUUAAAGCUCCAUAAUGCAUGCAUAUCUAUGCAAAGAACACUAAUUGACCACAUCAACCAUGAAGAAAUUGAACUCUGGCCACUAUUCAGAGAACAUUUUUCUGUUGAGGAACAAGAAAAGAUUGUCGGAAACAUGCUUGGAAGAACAAAAACAGAGAUUCUACAAGAAAUGAUUCCGUGGUUGAUGGCAUAUCUAACAACAGAUGAACAGCACAGCAUGAUGAUGUUGUGGCGCAAAGUUACAAAACAUACAAAGUUUUUUGAGUGGCUGGGAGAAUGGUGGGAACCUAUAAAGAGUGAAGAGAGUGUAAAUGCUGAAAUGGAACCAAAGACUUCUUCUUUACUGUCUAUUGAUCCUCUAGAAGCUGUCUCUACAUAUUUGUCAAGAAAUGGUGUUAAACAAGGAAUAUGGAAUGAGAAAGGAUCAGAGUUCGUUAAUCAUGAUUUUUAUCAGCAUGGAUCUUUUACUGCAGAUAAAGCACAUAAUGGCAAGGGAAAACAAAAUAUUGAUCUAUCUGAAGAUACGGCACGAUUUUCUACUGUGGUUGACAAGAAGAAAUGCACUGAGACAGUUGAUUGUGUUGCUCAGAAAGAGACAACUUGCCAGGGUAUAGAACAAUGUGACAAAUCAAGGAAACAGGAGCACCAUCUAAUGACUCAAGAGGAACUGGUUGCUGUAAUUAGGAGAAUAUCAUGUGACUCAUCUUUGGAUUCUGAAAAGAAAUCACACCUCAUGCAGAGCUUGCUGAUGAGUCAAUGGAUUUUGACUCAAAAGCUAUCUAAUUCUGAGGUUGCUGCUGCAAGUGACACGGAGAAAUUCCCUGGUCAGUGUCCUUCUUAUCGUGAUGAACAGGAAACCAUUCGUGGUUGCGGUCAUUACAAGAGGAACUGCAAACUUCUUGCUCCAUGCUGCAAGAAGCUUUUUACAUGCAUACGGUGUCAUGAUGAAACCACUGAUCAUAGUCUGGACAGAAAAACUAUCACCCAGAUGAUGUGUAUGAAGUGUUUGAAAAUACAACCUAUCGGUCCUAGUUGCUCAAGUCCCUCCUGCGAUGGCUUCUCCAUGGGUAGAUACUAUUGCAAAAUUUGCAAAUUGUUUGAUGAUGAAAGGCAAAUCUACCACUGCCCUUUCUGCAAUCUGUGCCGGUUGGGAAAAGGAUUAGGGGUUGGUUACUUCCAUUGCAUGAAUUGCAAUGCUUGCAUGUCGAAGUCUCUUUCUGUUCACGUAUGUAGAGAGAAGUGUCUGGAGGAAAACUGUCCAAUCUGCCACGAGUACAUUUUCACUUCGACCAAUCCUGUCAAAGCACUUCCUUGUGGCCAUCUGAUGCACUCCGCUUGUUUUCAGGAAUACACUUGUAGUCAUUAUACAUGUCCAAUAUGUAGCAAGUCACUUGGAGACAUGCAGGUUUACUUUGAGAUGUUAGAUGCAUUGCUGUCUGAACAGAAAAUUCCCGAGGAGUAUGCUGGCCAGACUCAGGCUAUACUAUGCAAUGAUUGUGAAAAGAGAGGAACAGCUUCCUUCCACUGGCUCUAUCACAAGUGCUCCUAUUGUGGUUCUUACAACACAAGACUUGUAUGAUCAAAAUCCACGAGGAUUACGAACAGCUAAAAUGUAGAGAACAAGAGCUUACAAUGUAGAGGAAACUUUUUUUCCUUUCACCAACUUAAGCGUGUACCACAUAUUUCAACAAUUCAUCCUGUGUUAAAAUCAAAAGAUUCUGGGAUUCUGAUUCAUGUUAAAGUAAUUUCCAGUGAGAACUAUGUUGAAUUCCGCAUUUACUACAAGAUGUGGGUGCUAACUUCUGAUAAGAACAAUUUUCACCAAGUCAGUGGAAAGAAAUAAUACAAGAAAUAUAUUUAUUUCUUGUUCAUUUUCCCAAAA